Syngnathoides biaculeatus (alligator pipefish) is the source of this 1261-nucleotide messenger RNA. It is a transcript of the gene lsm11, whose product is annotated as LSM11, U7 small nuclear RNA associated. NCBI's taxonomy places the organism in Eukaryota, Metazoa, Chordata, Actinopteri, Syngnathiformes, Syngnathidae. The record is from RefSeq and is a predicted model, not a curated record. Gene Ontology annotation, molecular function: U7 snRNA binding. Gene Ontology annotation, biological process: mRNA 3'-end processing by stem-loop binding and cleavage. The transcript has 4 exons. Bases 137 to 1084 code for a protein of 315 amino acids. Gene Ontology annotation, cellular component: U7 snRNP.
AGGUGAUACGCUCGAACGAACCAGGCAAUCAAUGGUUCGUAAACGUUGCGGAGUGAACCCUCUUUCAGAGACUUUGAGUAGUUUCCCGUGAUGCUUUACGAUAUGUGUCCCCUGCCUGCGGUUGUUUCAAACAAAUAUGGAGGAGAAAGAGAGGGACAGAAUUAAGAAACCGGAUAGUAAAGAUAAACACUCCGCUUCCACCGCUAGUACCUCAUCGGUGUCACAGGAUGACGACGCUUCUAAAAUAGACGUGUGUUCUGAAAAUUUCGACCCACUUUUGGCCCUGUACUCUCCCACGGUGCGGGUCCCUUUCCCAAACAUCAAGUGUUUCAACAAUGUCGCUGAGUACGAGAGUUUCCUAAAGGGGGGCCGCGGUAGAGCCAAGCCGGAAAAUGUGGAGAAAAAGCGGCUGAAGGCCUUGAAAGGGGUCGCCGACCCAGAGCGGAUCGAGAGACUCAAGAAGCUCGUGGUGACCAAGAAGUCGGUGGAUGAGGAGGAGGGAGCAAGUAGCAGCAGCCGCGCGCCACAGCCACGGCGACACAAACCCCCCAAGAAUGUCCUGACGAGGAUGACGUUAUGCAAAGGCAGCCCUUUGGGUGAGCUGCACAAAUGUGUGGAGCAGAGGAUCAGAGUCAAAGUCCACAUCAGGAGCUUCAAAGGAUUGAGGGGCGUCUGCUCUGGUUUUGUGGUGGCCUUCGACAAGUUCUGGAAUUUGGCGAUGGUUGACGUUGAUGAGACGUAUCGAGAGCCUCUUCUCGGGAAGGCCGUGCACCAUGAGAAAGCCCUCACCAUUUCACGGCUCUUUGAGAAGCUCAAACUCCAGGAGAGCUCAGGAGGUGAAGGAGGAACAACAAAGCACCAGGUCCAAGGAGAAAGCAGCCGGGGUCCGCCUUCAAACCCAAAGGUGACUUCGUCCGAUUGCCCUGCCAGGCAGAGAAGUGACAAGACGUCAGCGCCACCAAAGGCUACAAACACGGGUCAGCAGAAAGAGGGCAAGGCGUAUGGCAAGGUCCGUAUUCGCCAUAUCAACCAGCUGUUUAUCCGCGGAGAAAAUGUUCUCCUGAUCAACCCUCAACCCCUGUGACGGGCUGACUCUGCAUUUGUUUUUGUGCUAUCCAUGUUGAAUGCACUGCAGCGAACUGGCAGAGAUCUCUGGUUCAAUUUGGGAGAACCCGGAGUGGAUCAGACUGUGUAUAAUGUUGAUACAUAAGAUUUACAGAUCACCUUGUGCUUGAGGAAAUAAAAGCUUGUUGCAUGUUAA